CGUUUUGGAAUAGUGCGAAUAGACUUUUAGAAUGUUGAACUGUUUGUUUGGCUUAUAUUGAGCGCUUUGAUCGUCCUUCUAUUCUAUAUUCUUGUCACUGGUCUGCUGUAUGCUGUGAACAAGGAUCGAUAAUAAUGAAAUAUUAUGACGACUUAUUAAAACAUUUAAUAGAAAACAUCGAUCACUAAAUUUGGAAUGUUGAUUGCCUUGUUGUCACAUCAAGAACUCGAACAAUCCCAGCAGAACCUUGUAAUUUUUAUGUACUUGUUGUUUUUUGGACUCCAUUUUGAAAACAAUGCAACAGUGCAACUGUGCCACAUCCAGCUCUAUUGAACUCGUUUAUAAAUCAACAAAUCUUUGAAUGUUACUUAAGUUUGUCACUCAAGAUAAAGUUUUUCGAGUACCAUUUCAUUCUCAUGAAAAUUAACUUUUUUAACGGGAGGGUCACUUCAGCUCAGUAAAAUUUGUAAUACACUGAUGCUUAAGUUUGUAUUGAAUUUCAACAAAACCGCAGCGAAAAGUACGACUAUGCAGAGCUCAGUCAAUCAAAUACCGAUGCUUGUACCCGCAAAUUCGAAGGUAAACGGCUUUAUACUGAGAUCACGUAUGGGGAGCAAAUUAAUACCGAUAUGCAUCGGUGGUGGGUUGAUGUUGUAGUACAACAUCACUGUUGACACCUAAGACAAGGUUCUACCGACUUUGUUGAAAUGACGUCAGUGAAAACUGAAUACAGCAACGAGAAAUUGUUUUAAUCGUAUUUGGUUCUGGAACAGUAAAUUUAUACUUGAUAAAUUUAAAAAAGCAUGAUAAUGCAAAACCCCAUUCAUCAAAAUUUUGAAUACAGAUUUCUGUGACUUCAGUUAUCUAUACUAUCAUACAAACUGAAUCAUAUCUUCUCAGCAGAACAAACUCCGUCGAUCCCACGGUACGCCUCCACUUCCUCGUUUUCGUACCGACCAGGUUCGACGAUCAAACCACUCAGCCUUGGCACCCGGCUUGCAUUCAACACUCAACAGUAAUAAACUUAAUACCACUAAUGUGGUUUCAACUUUUCCAUAUUGGAUCAGAUUUCUAUCGCAUAUAUAUCGUUCGUCGUAGAUCAAUGGUUGGCAUCUUUCAACCAAGGCCAACAAAACAGAACGUUACGCGUGGUGCGGAGUAGUCGCCAAACGGCAAAAUCGGUGAGGAGAGGGAAGUUUUAUUGAGGUACACGUUGGUCAACAUGACAAGAAGGGAACCAGCGAGUGAUACAAUCUAAUCACGAUUUUCUCGCACGUUUCGGUACAGCAGUAACCUCAAGUGGAUGAUUUUUUCGGCAUCAAAAAAUGCGCUGCCAGAUAAUGCCUUCCUGUACGAUAAAUUAAGCUGCAGGGAAAUGCGGCGGCUCGGUUUAAACUUCUACCAUCGUACGAACCGAGCACGGAGUAGGGAACGUGAAAGUGAUGUUGAGAAGUUAUAGUUUUUGAUUGAAGUGAAAAUAAGCACAGUAAAUUUGAUGCGGCGAUGCGUGAUUUGCCGAAAAGUACAACUCACGUGGUGAAAAAGGCUUCGGACAUUUUUGUCUCCGGAGAACGAGCCUCGACCCAUUUGUAUAGGUCGGGAAAAUUCCAGUUGACCAGCAAAGCGGCCCACAGUAGCAGUAGAUUGAAUCGCUUCUCGGAAGGAAUAAAGGCAUCUCCUACCCGACAGUCUUUGGUGGGUGAGUCGAAUUCAUUCCAUCUGACCAGCUCGGAUUCGGAGGUUGAUGGACCUCAGGAAUUAAAAGCAGAUGAAGGCAGCGAUGAAGUCAGUAGCUCCGGUUCGUCCACCAGUGAAGUUGAGAUGGGCUGUGGUGAAGACUACGAUGAUGACGACGAUGAUGAUGAUGAUGAUGACUUCUGUUCUAUAGAGCGAGCAAUUUCUGCUGAAGACGGGAACGAUUCAUCAUUGGUGAUGAAGACAAAUGGGAGCAGGGAGAAUAAUUUAGCGAUCGAGGAUAGCAAGAUACCAAGAUUAAAGAAGCAGCGCGAUGGUAACCAGAAAGAUGAAUCUUCGUGUCGUGACACUGACUUUACUUGGGUCAACUCCCGAAACGAGGCUCCAAAAGCAUCGAUCGAUUCGGAUCGUAGAUCUACUUCGUACACUACAGUUGGUGGUCGGUCUGUGAGAAGUCGUACCGGCGGUCAAGAACUUAGUACUACAAAUGUUGGACCCCUAACUCCGGAGUCUCCGUUAGCUCCCAGUUGUGGUAAACCUCCACGACCUCUGACUGGCAGUUUGGAUCGCCGGCGCCACAAUCUAGGUGCCAGUCGUCAUGAACGUGAUGCCAAAAGCCGUAGUACUCACUCACUAAAGGACAAAUCGUCUUCAUCGGACUUGCCCAAACCAGACUCUCAAUCGAGCUGUCUAAGUUUGAACUCUAAAGAUAAAGCAGCACCAAAACGUAUUGGGCAUGGGAAAAGUUCAGUUGAUGAUAAAUUUUGGAUUUUUGAAGAACAUCAACAUGACUCAGGUAACUACAAUAACUACAACAGCAGUGGAAGUAGUCAUCAUCAGCAACACGGUAACAGUAGUAGACAAAGUCCGGGGAUGUGGGAGCUUCCACCUCCGCCACCGACUUCACACUGGGACCCGCACUACUACUGGAACUGGAAUCACCAGAGCCGGGAGGAGUUGCUCCUAAUUGAUUAUCACCGGAGGCAGCAGGAAAUGUACCGAUAUGGAAGCAAUGGGGCUCUCAGUAGUAGUCAGGAACUGCCUUGUUCCAGUGGCUGUUGCAAUCGAGGAUACUAUCAACCGCCUCCUCUUCCUCCUCCUUGUUGCUCUUGCGAACAUAGCCGGAUGAUGUGGGGAAAAGAUUGUCAGCGACAAGACACAGACGAACGACUUCGUCGAUUACAAACGGACAAGGAAGCGCUGGCCCUUCAGGUUAAGGUACUAACCGAACAGAUCCAGACACAGAGUACCAAGAUAACGGAACUGGAGCGAACGGUAUACGACAAGAACAAGCUCCUUUCGAAUGCGGACGAUCUUUUGCAGCGAGUAAGCGAAUUUGCCAAAACAGUUGGCAUCCAGAUUGACAAACAGAAAGAAAUGCUAUCCCGAUCUUCGCUUGAGACGCAAAAACUGGAGUUGAUGUCAGCCAUGAGUGAGUUGAAACUGCAGCAAGCGGCCUUGGAACGUGAAAAUCUUGAGCUUCGAUCUAGUCUGGUCAACGGUGGAUCACUUAGUAAUGGAAAUCUGAACGGAACUUUCCUGAGCAGUAGUACGCUCAACAACAAUAACAUCACAGCCAGUCUAAUCCGGCGAGCAACACCGAUGCUCGGUACUGGACGAAUAGUAACUUCUACACCGGGUAACUCGAUUAAUUCAUCACCUUUACAUCACGGUAGUCACGGUAGUCUUCCGCAGCAGACUGGCACUACCUUACCUAGUCCAAGCACACCAAAAACCCCACCAGCAUCCUACCGGCAGCGAGUGGAUGUACACUAUGCCAGUCUUCCACGGCAAGCAUUUGCAACGACCCUAUCAACAGUCAGUGGAUCGAGCGGCAGUUCUGGUAUGAGCGCCACAGCUAACGGUUCCUCAGGCAUCGAUACUAAUGCCAAUCUGCGACGCAACGUAGCAUUCGCAAUCGCUCCCACUGUCGAUGUCGAGCGGAAUGAUUCAAAGAAAUCAGCUUUCAGUAUGUCUUCAUCGAUGAAUGCUCUAUCCCUAUCCUCUGCGCUUGGCUCCAAUCUGAAAGGUCUCAAACCAACUUCCGUUUCGGUGCAGAACAUUCACUCCUCGGAGUCGGGUAGUCUAUCUCGCGAACAGCUUGUUGACCUCGAUCAGCAGCAUCAGGAACGGGCAACAACUGAACCGCCAGCCGGGUCAACCACUGUCGUGGAAGUCCCAAAAUCUCCGCGGGAUGCUCGAAUAGUGGCUAAGAGUACUCCUACUAUACUGGAGGGCGGGUUGCAACCGUAUUUCCCCGUCGUGGCCGACAGCACGAACGCCAUUGAUCGACCGCAGAUGGUUGCUAAAAUACGUGGAUUUUCCGUACCAAAUCUAGCGGACCCGGGAACCACUGCUAGCGAGCGAACUGACGACGUUGCAGCAAACCAACUCAACUACACCUCGAAUCCCACCCCUUCGCCAUCUAUGAGUCACAAAAAUCUGAAGGGAUUGCGAAAUAUUUUCGGAAAAAUCAAGCGAAGUAAUAGCGGUACGUUGGAUGACGUACCAUCGGACGGUGAAUUCAGACGAGGUGGUAUUCGAGCGACAGCGGGACCUCGUCUAGGAUGGAGUGUUGAGUUCCGCAAACCAGACAAACCAUUUCGCGAGUGGAACCUAGAUACACUGUGUUUGUGGUUUGAGCAAAUGGGACUGAGUAUGUACGAGGAGGAGCUGCGUAGAUGGCUCAAGGUGGGUGGGGCUGCUGAACUGGCUCAGGCUUCACCGGUGGAUAUCGAGAAGGAGUUAAACUUGAAGAAUCCGUUACACAGAAAAAAGAUUGUCCUAGCAGUGGCCGAUAUGGCGGAGAGUGACGAAAGCGAUUCAAUGUUGAAAAAUUCUGGAAAACUGGACACUUCUUGGGUUAUUCGAUGGUUAGAUGACAUAGGUUUACCCCAGUACAAAGAGAGUUUCACCAUCGCUCGAAUGGAUGGACGCAUGCUACACAAAUUGACUAUGGAUGAUUUGGCUAACUUGCAUGUUACUUCCUGUUUACACGUAGUUAGCUUACGGCGGGGUAUUCAACUUAUGCGUGAAAAGAAAUGGAAUCCAGACUACCUCAUUCGUCGCUCCAAUCCCGAUGAAUCUUGCAGAAUAAAAGAUGAAGUUCAUUUAUGGAGUAGCCAUCGUGUUAUGGAAUGGCUCCGCGUGGUCGAUCUAUCAGAAUAUGCCCCAAAUUUACGUGGUGCCGGCGUACAUGGAGCCCUUAUGAUGUACGAGGUGAAAUUUACUGCUGAAUUGCUGGCUGAGUUACUUAGCAUGCCACCGAGCAAAACACUACUACGACGACAUUUGGCGACGCACUUUAAGGAACUACUUGGACGAGAUAUUAUUCAAGUCAAACGAGACGCUGAGAAUACUCUAGGAUUUCAGCCACUUACGUUAGCAGCAAAAAUUAAGACCCCUAAAAAGUCUCAAUUUUCACUUAAGCGCAAAAAGAGCAAGAGUCUUAAUGGGGACGAGUGGAGUGAUUACGUUUGUCCAAUGGGUGAUUCAGGUCAGGAACAUCUUCCACCGCAGCGGCAGCAUCCAUCAUCGUCACCGUCUGCAUCCGCUGCUGGUUCCGUUAAUUCUGCUGCUGUUGUUACUACUACUACUACCACCAGUGCCACUAGUGCCAACCGCCAUCACCACCAGCACCAAAGUCACAACUCACACACCACAAGUGCUUCCCUCUAUUCAACUAACACUAACCAUGUCACAAGCAAUUCGAUGGCGGCUACGACGAAGAUUCCCUACACCACCUACCCCGACAGCACGUUCAGCAGCAGCACCAACAGCAGCACCACGACUUCCGGAGCCGGGUCCGAAGUUGCUUCACAUCAGCAACUGCUGACUAAUGUCACAAGUAAUGCUGGAUCCGAUUCGCCUACGUCGACCCGGAGCUCGACAACGUCGACCUCCUAGCAGCGACUGAUCUCGGCGGCCUGCUCCGCUUCGUCGACCGGAUCCUCAUCCCCGAUACCGAGUAGCCUGAUGUCGAACAAAAAUAACUACUUUAUUGCAUCCUUCUCCCCGGUGAAGGAUGUUUAUAAAUCGGUUUCGACUAGCUCAAACUACUCUUCCUCGUCGUCCCUAGUGUCAACGGCAAGCUCUGCUAGACCACAGUCUCAGCAGUCACAGUCACAACAAUCACAUACACUACAACAACAACAGCAGCUAAGACAACAACAACAGCAACAACAGCAGGUUUCAGCAGAUGACAACACGGGAGUACCAGUUCAACGAUCAGCAUCAUUCAAUGCAACUUGUACAGUUCCGCUUAGUGUUAGUAAAACUACGCACGUUAAAAACUCCGCAUCCUUCAGUAGUUGUUCACUUCUGACGAAGGUUGCUAAAAAAUCAGGAAUCACUGGGUCGCUUACUGCCACUUCUCUGCUGAAAUUUUCCUCGUCAAAUUCCACUAGUAGCUUACAACAGCUAAGACAACAGCAACAGGCAAGUGGAAUUACAAUAUCCAGUAAUAUAACGGAAGCCUUGGCCAUGGCUGGUCAGAACCCCAACCCUAGCCUAUCAGCGUCCUCCUCUGGCCAGUUAAGAGCAUCACCAUCGGCUUCUUCGUCGACAUCACUUGCGUCGUCGACAAACUCAAUGGCAACAUCGGCGGCAGCUACGGCAACUUCCUCACCAGGCACCUCCGUUUCCAAUAGUGCUGCUCUUGCUACACUUUCUUUGUCUCAGUUCACCAAGAACAAUAUGGCUGAUUAUUAUGUUUAGUGUUAAAUAACCCUGUAGUGAUCAAGUUGUAGGAACAGAUAUACCGAAUCGUUUUAGAUAUAUCACGUGUUACGAAUGAUUUAUGUUGUUUUCCUUUCUAAAAUGCUUACUGUCUAUUGCUAAGGACGAAACAGGGAAGGCAAUGACAAAACCUUCCUUUCCAAUCUAUUUUGUAUUGUUAAAACGAAAAUCCUGAGCUAAGUAAAUCACGUAACUAUGUACCAUUGAGAGAAAAAAUCUACCGACUACCAUUGGGAACAAUAAUCCCCACUAAAAACGACCAGAUAUUUAUACUAACUAAUUUUUGGAUUAAUAUAAAACAAAACUAUUAUAUUGUGUACCUAUUGGGAGAGCUAGAAAAUGAAUAAUGUUAAAAAAACGAAGAAUUCAUAUCUUAUAGUACCGGUAAUAACACUCAUUCCCAGUUUCCCAGACAAAUCUUUAUAAUCUUAUUAAAACAAUAUGUAUAGGAUCGGCGGAACUCGCAUAACUAAUUGGAAAAAGAACUUAUUUAGGCUAGUAAUAGAUAGUGCCACAUCAAAAGGUUUGACAACGCGAUCUCCUGUUAAUCAGUUUGCAUUGUCAAACAUGGAAAUGUUUUCGAGAAUUAAACUAUGAUCAACGUUCACCAUUUUUAUUGAAUGUAAACUCUCACCAGAGUAUUUUUAAUUACGCCGUGAAAUGGACAGGGGAACAAUUGCGUUGAUUUUGGAGUAUCAAAACGUAGCCAAUAGCUACGAACACAGAACACAGAAUGACUAGCGACAAAGUAUUAAAUAUGUAGAAAUAAUCCAGAACCAGACCUAUGAAGUGAAUCGAUAAAUAUUUGAUGCCAAAGACAAUAAAGCAUACACAGUAAGUAAGA
This is a messenger RNA of Malaya genurostris, 7276 nucleotides long. RefSeq names its product liprin-beta-2 (gene Liprin-beta). Gene Ontology annotation, cellular component: presynaptic active zone. NCBI's taxonomy places the organism in Eukaryota, Metazoa, Arthropoda, Insecta, Diptera, Culicidae. The transcript has 11 exons. Gene Ontology annotation, biological process: neuromuscular junction development. The coding region runs from base 1504 to 5601 and encodes 1365 amino acids. Gene Ontology annotation, molecular function: protein binding. The record is from RefSeq and is a predicted model, not a curated record.